Molecule: messenger RNA, 2136 nt
Organism: Verticillium nonalfalfae
Lineage: Eukaryota; Fungi; Ascomycota; Sordariomycetes; Glomerellales; Plectosphaerellaceae
Exons: 5
Coding region: 1-2136 (711 amino acids)
Source: RefSeq, a predicted model, not a curated record
AUGCUGUCAAUCAAGCGGUUACCACUUGCUUUGGUCGUGGUGUGGUCAAGGUUUUCCUUCACAGCUUUGGCGCAAGACCAAAACGUCCAGUUCAACCAAGUCGUCAACAUCAACGGCGAUAUGCAACUGAACCGCAUCAUCAUGCCUGACCAGUCGAGAAUCGAGACAUUCUCACAAACGCAGCGUCAGGUCAUCGUGAACCAAAAUCCUGCGCCUUUGCCGGCAACCCAUGUCGUCGGCAGCACGGGACAGCCUUUUAUGCAGCUGUCGCCGAAUGCCAUGACUAUCCAAACGAAUCAGGCCACCGAUCUCGUGGGUGGCUCUAUCAUUAUGCCUUUCGAUCGCAACGCCCUCCAGCAGAACCAAAUCACCCCCGAUAACACCUUCGUUGCGAAGCUAUCCCCUGACCGGCAAGCGUGGAUCAUCCUUGAGGGUGACAAGUCUGUGAACGAGGGCGAAUCGAAUGUCCGCAUGACCCGCAUGACCAACAUUGAUGGCGAGUAUGUCGUUGUUGGCCGCCGCACUACCGAGACUGGCGUUUCCCUCACUCAGUUCAGCCAAGACCCAAACCAAGCUGUCCAAAUUCAGGGAUCGGGCAUCCAGGAGGUCGAGUUUCAAGACGGCUUCCGCAUGUCUAUCCGUGCAAGCCAGCCCAUGUCUAUUCAGGUCAACGUUGUCAACGGCGUCAGCUCGGGCAUGAUCAUCAGCGGCACUCAGCCCGUCAACAACUAUCGUUACCUCGUUUCCAGUAACCUGGCGGGUGUUCAGUCUGACCUGAACCGCAUGGCGGCUGUAGUUCAGAUCCCCUUGAACGCCGAACGCCUGAUGCAGACUGCCCAGCAGAUGGGAGCCGGCCCCAAUGAUGCCGUUGCUCUCAGCAUUGAACAGCGCGCUGUUAUACAGAACCCUGGUGGCGCAACUGGUCAGCUGUCGCCUGCCCGUCCCAACAAACGCCAGGAAGCUACUCCAAGUGACCCGGUCGCUACCGACACUGUUGCGUCUUCUGCUGCUCCCACUCAGACACCAGAUGCUCAACAGCCUCCUCCUGCGGAGAGCCAGCCGCCCACUCCCCCCGCUCAGGACCAGCAGCCCCCCCCUGCUCAAGGUCAGCAGCCGCCCCCUCAACAAGAUCAGCAACCUCCUCCCCAGCAGGGUCAGCAACCACCUCCCCAGCAGGGUCAGCAACCUCCUCCUCAGCAGGGUCAGCAACCUCCUCCUCCUCAGCAGGGUCAGCAACCUCCUCCUCAGCAGGGCCAGCAGCCCCCUCCCCAACAGGGUCAACAGCCCCCUGCUUCCCCCCCUCCUCCCCCUCCUCCUGCUCAAGGCGUUGCUCCUCCUCCGGCUGCCACACUGCUGCUUCUGGAGCCGACGUUCACCCCAAUUGCUAGACAGACACUUCUUGACUCGGAGGGCGGCCGCAUCGCUGUGCCUGUUGACUCUAUCGACGGCGAGUUUGUCCUUGUCAUGCAGCUCGCCGGCCAGGCACAGCCCGGCCAGAUUCCCGGUGGUCAGCUGCCUGGCGGUCAGCUCCCCGGCGGUCAACUCCCCGGCGGCCAACUUCCUGGUGGUCAGGUUCCCGGUGGUCAAGUCCCCGGCACCCAACUCCCUGGCGGCCAAGCCCCUACUCAGCCACAGCCAGCCCAGCCCAGCCAGCCUCCCGCUCAGGGUCAGGGCCCCAUCGGCGGCGUCAUGAGCAUGAUCCCUAUCGGGCAAGAGCAGCAGCCAAGUGCCGCUCCCGCAGCCGUUACGCCCACCCCAGUUCCCAUUCCCGGUUUUCCGGCACCGGCCCCGGCCCCCGCGGCCCCGGCUGCCGCUCCUGCCGCCCCCGCCACCCCUCAACAGCCCGCCAAGCGCCAGCAGCCUCCCCAGGGCGCUAUCAUUAUGAGCAUGAACGAGCUCAAUUCCAUGAUGUUGCGCCAACAAGGCGGCAGUGCUUGGGUUGGUGUUAUGCUCGACAAGUACGUCUCCGAGAUGACCGGUCAGCCCAUGCCCAACCGUCAACCUGCCGAGCCCCGACAAGGCCUACCAGCCGCGCCCCCGGCUCCCCUGCCGGGUACAAACACGCCUCUUGCGCAGAAGACGAGAAUGUCCCGCAACCUGAAGCGGGCUACACGAAGAGUCCCGCUGGUGGUGUAA